ACUGAGAAGAUGUCCCUGUACGACGACCUGGGAGUGGAGACCAGUGACUCAAAAACGGAAGGCUGGUCCAAAAACUUCAAACUUCUGCAGUCUCAGCUCCAGGUGAAGAAGGCAGCUCUCACUCAGGCAAAGAGCCAGAGGACAAAACAAAGUACGGUCCUUGCCCCAGUAAUCGACCUGAAGCGAGGUGGCUCUUCAGACGAGCGGCAGAUCGUGGACACCCCGCCGCACGUGGCGGCAGGCCUCAAGGACCCGGUUCCCAGUGGGUUUUCUGCAGGAGAAGUUUUGAUUCCCCUAGCUGAUGAAUAUGAUCCCAUGUUUCCUAACGAUUAUGAGAAAGUAGUGAAGCGCCAAAGAGAGGAGCGACAGAGACAGCGGGAGCUGGAAAGACAGAAGGAAAUAGAAGAGAGAGAAAAGAGGCGUAAAGAUAGACAUGAAGCUAGUGGGUUUUCCAGGCGACCAGAUCCAGAUUCUGAUGAAGAUGAAGAUUAUGAGCGAGAGAGGAGGAAGAGAAGUAUGGGCGGAGCUGCCAUUGCACCACCCACUUCUCUUGUAGAGAAAGACAAAGAGUUACCCCGAGACUUUCCUUAUGAAGAGGAUUCAAGACCUCGCUCACAGUCUUCCAAAGCUGCUAUCCCUCCCCCAGUGUAUGAGGAACAAGACAGACCCAGAUCCCCGACUGGCCCCGGCAACUCCUUCCUCGCCAACAUGGGUGGCACAGUAGCACAUAAAAUCAUGCAGAAGUACGGCUUCCGGGAAGGCCAGGGUCUCGGGAAGCACGAGCAGGGCUUGAGCACAGCGCUGUCAGUGGAGAAGACCAGCAAGCGGGGAGGCAAGAUCAUCGUGGGCGACGCCACUGAGAAAGAUGCAGCCAAGAAGUCGGAUUCAAAUCCAUUAACUGAAAUACUUAAGUGUCCUACUAAAGUGGUCCUACUAAGGAACAUGGUUGGUGCAGGAGAGGUAGAUGAAGACUUGGAAGUUGAAACCAAGGAAGAGUGUGAAAAAUAUGGCAAAGUUGGAAAAUGUGUGAUAUUUGAAAUUCCUGGUGCCCCCGAUGAUGAAGCAGUACGAAUAUUUUUAGAAUUUGAGAGGGUUGAAUCAGCAAUUAAAGCUGUUGUUGAUCUGAAUGGGAGGUAUUUUGGUGGACGGGUGGUCAAAGCAUGUUUCUACAAUUUGGAUAAAUUCAGGGUCUUGGAUUUGGCAGAACAAGUGUGAUUGUAAGAACUAGAGCCUGAGUCAUCUCCAAGGAUCCUUCAACGAGCCACAGACUGAGCAGAGGAGAGCAAGGCGACAGGCAGCCUGCGUGGCUGUGGGUACAGAGACUCUGGAAGGACUUCUAAGAUAUAUGUUGACUGAUCCCUUUUUUAUUUUGUGGUUUUUUAAUAUAGUAUAAAAAUCCUUU
Lipotes vexillifer (Yangtze River dolphin) is the source of this 1402-nucleotide messenger RNA. It is a transcript of the gene RBM17, whose product is annotated as RNA binding motif protein 17. Bases 10 to 1215 code for a protein of 401 amino acids. Gene Ontology annotation, molecular function: RNA binding. NCBI's taxonomy places the organism in Eukaryota, Metazoa, Chordata, Mammalia, Artiodactyla, Lipotidae. The record is from RefSeq and is a predicted model, not a curated record. Gene Ontology annotation, biological process: alternative mRNA splicing, via spliceosome; mRNA cis splicing, via spliceosome. The transcript is spliced from 11 exons. Gene Ontology annotation, cellular component: precatalytic spliceosome.